UGUACCGUGCUUAGCAAUGACCGUGAGGAUGUUUGCUGUGUACAUGGUGUAUUAACAGAAUAAAACAGAACUGAAGAACAAUGUCACUAUCGGGUUUACUUCAGUUUUUCAGACAUUCUCUUCAGCGUCUGGAGCUCAGUUUAGCGCAAGCGACGGGGUUUGACAGAAGCUUGGGUCCAGCUCUUGCAGUGAAUGGUCCCAGCAUUCUCCCGCAAGCCCAUAACAGCUAUGAAGACAACUCAGAUCCCAGUUUCAUGGACAGUAUCUUUUGGAUGGCAGCUCCAAAAAAGAGACGAACCAUCGAGGUGAAUCGUUGCAGAAGACGAAACCCAAAUAAAUUGAUAGAAGUCAAGAACAAUAUUGAGCCAUGUUCAGAGUGUGGCAACAUGAAAUUGAAGCAUGUUUUGUGUGGAUUCUGCUAUGAAAAGGUCAGGAGGGAGACUACAAUGAUACGAAAGCAAAUCUCCAUCAUGGAAGGAGGACCACUCAAAACUCCUGCUGUGGAAUCUGUUGUUUUGUAUGAAAAUGAAACUCCUUCUGAUGCAGACAAGGGCAAGAGAAUAAUAGAACGGAGGAGGAAACGACCAUAUUGGUUUAACAUGUAGUAUAUGUAAUUACAGUGUAUAAAGACAUACUGUUUUGUUUAAUAAAUAUCCAAAUAUUGAACAUCUUUUAUGAUUUUGACUUUGUGAAUAUUGUAACCGUUUGAUGGGUGCUUCACUGUGAUAUACACAGUAGGUAGACAAACUGGUGUUUUGUGUCAUAGUGGUCACUGGAAUCUGGAUCUGUUUUAAAGCAUAUAGUCUCUUACGAUGAAUUAAAUGUCCUUAAAGAGAACAUGGUUCAUUUCAACAUUCAUGUUCUACUAAAUAUAAAUACAGCAUUAAUAUACAAUAAUGAUCUGGCCACUCAACAACGUGCACUCAUGGUCCCUUUAUUCUUAGAAGUGCAAUGAUUUUAAUACAAGUCACAAUAUAUGUAGCUCAGAUAUCAGUUCAUACUUGAUCAAGUUUGUCUUCAAGAUGUCUGUCAGCAUGUACUAAAUUACAUCCUCAGUCUUUCAAAAUAAACCCAGCUCUGCAUUUCAACACUGACGUUUGAU
Messenger RNA from Xyrauchen texanus (razorback sucker), 1102 nucleotides. Its product is annotated as 39S ribosomal protein L32, mitochondrial-like. The record is from RefSeq and is a predicted model, not a curated record. The coding region runs from base 81 to 605 and encodes 174 amino acids. Gene Ontology annotation, biological process: translation. Gene Ontology annotation, molecular function: structural constituent of ribosome. NCBI's taxonomy places the organism in Eukaryota, Metazoa, Chordata, Actinopteri, Cypriniformes, Catostomidae. Gene Ontology annotation, cellular component: mitochondrial large ribosomal subunit. The transcript is spliced from 3 exons.